UAUCAAUGAGAAGUCAUGUCAAGUGAUUCCAUAAACAUUAAAAUUGUCAGUACGUGUAAGAUCACGAAACAGCUUGCGUACGAUGUAAUAUGAAACUUCGGAAUCGUUUUUUAUUGUCGUAAUCCGACCCGAUUGGCACCACAUACUUCGUGUCUCUACUUUCUUACGCAAGAUUCCGUUGUCACUAACUGAUUCAAGGCUGAUCGUCUGCAAUUUAUUCACGAGGUCCCCUAAUCCAUUUACUUUGAAGAAACGGAACAUUGGAACACAAUUAGAACGACUACCAGCGAAGGCUGUCCUAUGCAAAUCAGUUUUUUUCUCAAAUUUCAAAGCAGUUGGAAUUUAGUUUCUGAUCAACGUACCUUAAUCCUUGUCAGGAUGGGCGCGUGUUGUUUUGAUAAUAUCGUUAAGUAGUCAUGAUCACCAAAAUGCGAUGGCCGAACAUACAUUUUGCAAUAUUCUGUUUCAUAUUACACGUUUCCAAGCACGUUCACGUGCACGGACAUGGACGUUUGAUGGACCCACCAGCACGGAACAGUAUGUGGAGGUUUGGAUAUCCAAAUCCUGUCAACUACAAUGACAAUGAGCUUUUCUGUGGUGGAUAUGCAGUGCAAUGGGUCGAGAAUAGCGGUAAAUGCGGAGUAUGUGGUGACCCAUACCACUUUAAAGAUCCAAGACCACACGAAGCCGGCGGUGAAUACGCGAAAGGAACUAUAGUUAGACACUACACAGCUGGUCAGGAUAUUGAUGUCGAAGUCGAACUUACGGCGAACCAUUUAGGAAGAUUCGAAAUGUAUCUGUGCCCAAACAAUAACCCAAGAAGCGAAGCAACCCAAGAAUGCUUCGACAGGUACCCACUGUAUGUUACCGGUACUCGUGAUGUGGGAUUUGAAAUUCCAAUAGACACUGAGAAAAAAGCUAUAUUUCAGUACAGGGUGACUUUGCCAUCGUAUGUUACUUGUUCUCAAUGCGUUAUUCAAUGGAAUUACUACACAGGUAACAUGUGGGGUACUUGUGACAAUGGAACCGAAGCCAGUGGUUGUGGGAGGCCAGAAACAUUUCGGAACUGUGCUGAUGUUAGUAUCGUGACGAGUACCGCUGGAGUUCCACCCCUCUUUGUACAACAGGAUAAUCCUUUCCUGCUUUAUUACAAAGACUACCGUUCACCAAAUAAUAUAUUCCCACUAGUUGUUAGAUCUCAGGUGUGCGUGCCUUCUCCACUUUACCGACGUAUACCAGGAAUGGGAAAUUGGUGUCAAAGCAAUUGCCUUCGAUAUCCACCAAACUGUCCAACAGAUAUCUGCCAAUGUCCGGAAGUAUGCGAUGCGAUUGGGGAAAUAGCUGGAAAGGAGGGUGCAAGUGUUUAUUGUAUGGAUAAAUGUCUAGUCUAUCCAUCUAACUGUCCUUUCCACCGUUGCCGCUGUUACUGAUCAAAUCAAGUUUCAACAAGGAGAUCUAAGAGGCAGCUGGAAACGCUAUAAUUGCUGUGUUCGUCUUUUAUCAAAAACUGGAAUUGUGAACAAAAGUGUGUGAAAAAGAUUUUCGAAAGUACAUUUUCUAUUUUUGCAUCGCCAAUGCCGCCUGAACGAGAAUGAUACUCUGUUUUUCUAUAAUGCAAUAUUUUACAUAUAUUUCGCAACUGGUAUAUUAUACGUAAUGUGAACGAUUCUGCAAAAUAUGCAUCUACUAUGGUGUAAAGUAAGUCUACUUGUGCAAAUCAAUGGACCAUGACAAACCGUUUUGAUACUAAAAUUGUACAGCUCAUUAAUGUUGAAGAAUUAUUGCUACAAAACUUAUUGUGUUUUAGAAGUGUAGUUCUUCCACGAAAAAACGGACGUGAAGGUACUUAACUUUAUUAUUCUAUUCUAAAAGAAGUAGGUAAAAAGCAAAUUUAUAUCUAUGGUAAUUACUUACAAUUAGCGUUGUUCUUCAUUGCUUGUAACUACAACAACGUCUGUCUGAACUAUACCACCUGAAAUAUUAAACAGAAUAAGUUCAACGUGAAUACUGACAAUAAUAAAUUUUCCUAAAUGAAAUGAAAUAAAGAUAUCCUGCUUAAAAUUAA
Molecule: messenger RNA, 2065 nt
Organism: Megalopta genalis
Lineage: Eukaryota; Metazoa; Arthropoda; Insecta; Hymenoptera; Halictidae
Source: RefSeq, a predicted model, not a curated record